GGGAGAUACUCGCGUUGAAUUCCAUUUUCCUCACAAGCAUAUCUGCAGCACGUCUAGCUGUAGCUUUGCUCACACCAACAGCUUUUACUUUCCAUUCUCCUCGAAAGGAAAGCAUCUGCACGUGUAGCAUGCUCACGCCACCAGCUUUACUUCCCAUUUCCCUCAGGAAGCAAAGCAUAUCUGCAGCACGUUUAGCUUGCUCACACCACCAGCAAAGAAUAUCUGCACGUAUAGCUUGCUCUACCAUUCUCUUCACCCUGGAUGACAAUUGUGUUUCCCUGUGCCAUUCUCUUCUCCACCCUUAACUGCAGUUGUGUUUUCCUGUGUUCCGCGUGCGUCACGAGCUCUCAGCACUCCAAUGGCAGAGCUGGUGGCCACCAUGGUGGUCGGACCACUGCUGUCCAUUGUGAAGGAGAAGGCGUCCAGCUACCUCCUGGACCAGUACAAGGUGAUGGAGGGCAUGGAGGAGCAGCACCGGAUCCUCACCCGCAAGCUGCCUGCCAUCUUGGAUGUUAUCACCGACGCGGAGGAGGCGGCAUCACACAGAGAGGGGGCCAAGGCUUGGCUCCUAGAGGUCAAGAGGGUGGCUUAUGAGGCGAAUGAGAUCUUUGAUGAGUUCAAGUACGAGGCGCUCCGUCGUGAAGCCAAGAAGAAUGGGCACUACAGCGAACUCGGUUUUGAUGUAAUAAAACUCUUUCCCAGCCACAACCGUUUUGUGUUCCGUCAAAGAAUGGGAAAGAAGCUAUGCAGGGUUGUGCAGUCCAUUGAGGUCCUUGUUACUGAGAUGAAUGCAUUUGGGUUUAAAUAUCAGCAGCAAGUGUCAGCAUCCAAGCAAUGGAGGCGGACAGAUCAUGUUAUCUUUGAUCCAAAGAAAAUCAUCAGCAGAUCGAGGGACCAAGAUACAAGGAAUAUUAUUGAUACUCUUCUUGGUCAAGCUAGCAAUGCAGAUCUCACAGUUGUUCCCAUUGUUGGAGUAGGGGGACUAGGCAAGACCACCUUAGCGCAGCUCAUUUACAAUGAACCCAAAAUUCAGAAGCAUUUUGAGUUGCUCAUUUGGGUUUGUGUCUCUGAGACCUUUGAUGUGGAUUCCGUGGCUAAAAGCAUAGCUGAAUUUCAUUCCCCAAAAACUAAAGAAGAAGCAGCUCCCAAAAAGAGCCCACUCGAUAUCCUUCAAGAUGCACUAAGAGGGCACAGGUACCUCCUUGUGCUGGAUGACGUCUGGAACAGAGAACCCGAUAAGUGGGAAAAGCUCAAGUCUUGCCUUACACAUGGUGCCAAGGGUAGUGCGGUUUUGACAACUACUCGUGAUGAAGGAGUCGCAAAAAUAAUGGGUACAGUUAAGGCCUAUAAUCUCGCAGCUUUGGGGGAUAAUUUUAUAAAGGAAAUUAUUGAGACAAAAGCAUUCAGUUUGCAGAAGGUGGAAGAAAGGCCUUCUGUGCUAGUUAAUAUGGUUGGUCAGAUUGUGAAGAGAUGUCAUGGCUCUCCUUUGGCCGCAGCAUCACUAGGUUCGGUGUUGCGGACGAAGACCAGCAAAGAAGAAUGGAAGGCUGUGUUAAGCAGAAGCAGCAUUUGCACCGAGGAAUCUGGAAUUUUACCAAUACUCAAGCUCAGCUACAAUGAUUUGUCAUCCCAGAUGAAGCAGUGCUUUUCUUUUUGUGCCGUGUUUCCGAAGGAUUACAAGAUUGAUGUGGACAAGCUGAUCCAACUAUGGAUGGCACAUGGCUUUAUUGAGGAUCAAAAGGAAGUUAGUCCUGAAACCAUUGGCAAACGAAUUUUCAAUGAGCUGGCCUCAAGGUCAUUCUUUGUGGAUGUGAAGCAAGAAAAAGUUCCAAGAAGCCGAUAUAACCCCGCGAUGGGUACUUAUUCCAAACAUACCUGUAAAAUCCAUGAUCUUAUGCAUGAUGUUGCACUGUCUACAAUGGAAAAAGAAUGUGCUCUCAUGCCUGAGCAACCAAGUCAGAUUGAGUGCCUUCCAGAUACAGCUCGCCACUUACUUUUGUCUUGUGAAAAACCAGAAACUAUUUUGAAUGAUUCUCUGUUGACAAGAUCUCCAGCUUUGCAGACACUUCUGUGUGAUAAUGAUAUGCGAGAACCAUUGCAGCAAUUAUCGAAAUACAGCUCCUUGAUGGCAUUACAGCUCUGUACAAAAAGAAGGUCAUUCCCCUUAAAAUCUAAGCACCUGCAUCACCUAAGGUACCUUGAUCUCUCAAGAAGUUGUAUCAAAGCACUUCCUGAGGAUAUAAGCAUUCUAUACAACCUGCAAACGUUGAAUGUCUCUCACUGCGAAGAACUUUGUCAGCUUCCAAAGCAAAUGAAGUAUAUGAAUGCCCUCCGUCAUGUCUACACUCAUGGUUGUCCGCAGAUGAGGAGCAUGCCAGUUGACCUCGGAAAACUCUUGUCCUUGCAGACACUUACGUGUUUUGUGGCAGGUCCUUCUAGCUCUGGGUGCAGUGAUGUUGGAGAGUUGCAGCAGUUAAACCUUGGUGGACAGCUUGAGCUACUUCAGCUAGAGAAUGUGACAGAAGAAGCUGCGAAAGCGGCAAACAUCGGAAAGAAGGAGGAACUCCGAGAACUGAAAUUAAAAUGGACUGUUGGUUGUGACCAUGAUGCGAGAGUGCUUGAGGGUUUCAAACCUCAUGAUGAGCUGCAGGCUAUAAGGAUAGAGUCAUACGGAGGAACCACCUUUCCGACAUGGAUGUCUAUGUUGCGAAACGUGGCUGAGAUCCAUCUUUCUCGUUGUAGAAAACUGCAAUGGUUAUUCAGCUGUGGUACAUCCUUCACUUUUCCAAAUUUGAAGGAGUUUACACUACAGUAUCUGGAUUCUUUGGAGAGAUGGUGGGAAUUAAGCCAUGAGCAACAAGGAAAAGCGAUAAUAUUUCCUCAGCUUGAAAAGUUAUUUAUUGUUGGCUGUGGAAAGUUGACAGCGUUACCUGAAGCAACACUGCUCAGAGAAUCUUAUGGAGAAUCUUAUGGCACAAUGGCACGGUCAGCAUUUCCAGAGUUGAAAGAACUCCACUUGAAUGACUUGGACAGAUUUGAGAGAUGGGAGGCAAUCGAAGGAAACCAAAGUGGAUACAUAAUAUUUCCUAGGCUUGAGAAACUUGAAAUUUCCAGUUGUCGUGUGUUGACAGCAUUCCCGGAAGCACAGCCUGGUGGAGAUUAUGGUAUGACACGCUCAGCAUUUCCUGCGUUGAAGGUUCUCAGCUUAUCAUCAUUGCAGAACUUUGAGAGCUCGGACGCAGUUGAUGGAUCUCAAAGAGAAGACGCAAUGUUUCCUGAACUUCAGAAGUUGUAUGUUGGUGGCUGUGGGAAGAUGAAAGUAUCAUCAGGGCAACAAAAGGUUUCUCCAAAGCUGGCCGUGUUACACACUGAGGGAAGUGAGGAAGAGAUGAUCCGGUUGGUAGCUAGACAUAUGACUUCACUGACCAACUUGAAACUGCAUAGCAGUCGAGAAACGGAAACAACCUUGUCAGCGGCUGAUCAUAGUUUGAAACUUGCGGUGGAUGUCAUGGUAAAAGGGAAUCACAAUGAUUUCCCUCUAAAAGAUAUGGAGUUAUGGGGCUUUAAGUCAGGGGCUACGGCUGAGCUAUGUGCACAUUUUGUACAGCUUCAACACUUGGAUUUUAGUUACUGUGAUGCACUUGUCCACUGGCCAGAGAAAGAGUUUCAAAGCUUGGUAUCCUUGAGGAGCCUAAUAAUUUAUUACUGCCAAAAACUGAUUGGAUACGCACCACAAGCUCCUGCAGAGCCAUCAACAACACCAGAACCCUCGAGUGAACUACUGCCACGUCUCGAAUCUCUCGAUAUAUAUGGUUGUCCAAGCAUGGUAGAGGUCUUCAAGCUCCCUGCAUCCCUGAGGAAACUGACAAUUAUUGAUUGUACUAAGCUCACAUCCAUAUACAGCAGGAGGCUACAGCAGGGACAGUCAGCAUCAUCGAUUCUACAAGGGCCAGAGGUGUCAUCAUCAUCUGACAAUGCCAGGACCACCAGCUUAGCAGGUGUCCCCUAUCUUCCCCCAUCGCUGGUUGACCUACACAUCCAUGAUUGCAAAACCCUGUCCCUACCGAAUGGACCACAAGCAUACUCAUCUCUGCAAAGACUUGUCAUCACGGAGUGUCCUAGUCUAAAGAGGCUCCCUACAUGCCUCCAGCAACGUCUAAGCAGCAUCCCGGACAAAGAUCUAGAUGCCCGUUUUCAAGAUCCCAGUCUAUUCAAUCCCCUGUCAUGGAGGAAUGCCAUCCGCAGAGCUUAGCGAGCUGUCAAUAUGCAACACCAUCACCAUGGGAAGCUUCCAAGCCGCAAGCAGGAGAUCUGACUGGGCCAUGGAUCGCUAUAUAUUCCAAGCUUUCUUCUGGCGUUGAUUGUGAGGCCGGGUGGCUCCUUGGCAGAACUGUUUCUGCCAUCCAUAUGUACUACAACCUAUCUAGAGUAAUACUACCGCUUAUUGUCCUCCUGCUUUCAUUCACCAACACUCAUGCCAAGAAUCGUGUAACACUUUAUUUCUUGUUCCAAACUACGUGGCAAGUUUUAGUGCUUUAUCUCCUUCAGUAUCUAUAGAACCAGAACACUUCCUUUUUGUGUGAUAUGUAUGGAUAUUCUCUAUGUAAUAAUGUAGCUGUAUCUUGAAACUUUGUAA
This is a messenger RNA of Lolium rigidum, 4636 nucleotides long. Its product is annotated as putative disease resistance protein RGA4. Gene Ontology annotation, biological process: defense response to other organism. The transcript is spliced from 3 exons. The record is from RefSeq and is a predicted model, not a curated record. The coding region runs from base 359 to 4252 and encodes 1297 amino acids. Gene Ontology annotation, molecular function: ADP binding. NCBI's taxonomy places the organism in Eukaryota, Viridiplantae, Streptophyta, Magnoliopsida, Poales, Poaceae.